Molecule: messenger RNA, 3455 nt
Organism: Triticum dicoccoides
Lineage: Eukaryota; Viridiplantae; Streptophyta; Magnoliopsida; Poales; Poaceae
Product: pentatricopeptide repeat-containing protein At3g62890-like
Exons: 5
Coding region: 1-1908 (635 amino acids)
Biological process (GO): RNA modification
Molecular function (GO): zinc ion binding; RNA binding; protein binding
Source: RefSeq, a predicted model, not a curated record
AUGCCGUUGGAACAGCCUCCGCCCCCUCGGCGCGCCCCCACCUUCCACGCGCACCCUGACGCCGACGCGAGGCAGCUCCUCGGCGCGCUCCUGCCACGGCGCGCGGCCACCGCCCGCCACGUCCAGCAGGCGCACGCCCGCCUCGCCGUCCUCGGCCUCGCCACCGCGCGCGUCCUCCCGCACCUCCUCGCCGCCCUCCCCCGCCUCCCGCCGCUCCACGACGAAGCCUCCUCCUCCUCCUACCCGCUCUCCCUGUUCCGCCGCUCCAACUCCUCCUCCGCUUUCGCGUCCAACCACCUCCUCCGCGUGCUCCCCCACCCGCUCCCGCUCCGCCUCUUCCCCGGCCUCCGGCGACGCAACCCCCACUCCUUCACCUUCCUCCUCUCCUCCAUCUCCAUCCACCUCGACGCCGGCCGCGCCGGCGGCCCGGCCUCCUCCUCUCUGGGCUCCCACGUGCACGCGCUGGCCGUGAAGGCGGGCGCGGCCGGCGAUCUCUACGUGCGGAACGCGCUGACGCACUUCUACGGCGUCUGCGGCGACGUGGGAGCGAUGCGGAGGGUGUUCGACGAGCUGCCGCGCGUGCGGGACGUCGUGACCUGGAACGCGGUCCUUGCCGGGUACGUCCGAGCGGGCAUGGUGAGGGUUGCGCGAGAGAUGUUUGAGGAAAUGCCGUUGAGAGAUGAGGUUUCCUGGAGCACCGUGGUGGGCGGGUAUGUGAAGGAGGGGGAGCUGGAUGUGGCGCUGGCAUUGUUUAGGGAUAUGGUGGAGAAGGGGGUCAGGGUGAAUGAGGCUGCGGUGGUGACGGCAUUGUCGGCGGCCGCACAGCUGGGUUUGCUUGAGCAUGGCAGGUUUGUGCACCAGGUUGUCCAUCAAGAACGGAUGCCGAUCAGUGUGAAUAUAGGGGCUGCCAUGGUGGAUAUGUAUGCCAAGUGUGGGUGUGUAGCAGUGGCCAGGGAAGUUUUCGAUGGGAUGCCUAGGAGGGAUGUUUUUGCAUGGAACGCCAUGAUCUGCGGACUUGCUGCUCAUGGGUUGGGACAGGAUGCAGUGGAACUCUUUGAACAGUUUCUCGCCGAGGGUUUGAGUCCAACGAACAUUACAUUUGUUGGCGUGCUAAAUGCCUGCAGCCGCUUUGGCCUUGUUGCUGAGGGGCGGCGGUAUUUUGAAUUGAUGGCUGAAAAAUAUAGUGUUGAGCCGGAAAUGGAGCAUUAUGGCUGCAUGGUUGAUCUUCUAGGCCGGGCUGGUCUUAUUCAAGAAGCCAUUGAAUUGAUCGAAGGGAUGCCUAUUGCACCUGACCCGGUUCUCUGGGGCACUGUACUCUCGGCCUGCAAGAAACAUGGCCUGGUGGACUUGGGGAUCAAGGUUGGUAACAAGCUAGUUGAACUGGAGCCAGCUCAUGAUGGCCACUAUGUCCUCCUUGCAAGUAUUUAUGCCAAGGCAAAGAAAUGGGAUGAAGUCAGGGAAGUCAGGAAACUGAUGUCUAGUCGGGGUACCAGUAAGUCAGCUGGCUGGAGCUUGAUGGAAGCACAAGGAAACGUGCAUAAGUUUCUAGUAGGAGACAGAGAUCACAAGGAUUCCGUUCGGAUAUAUAACAUGCUCGACAUGAUUAACAGAAAGUUGGCAGAUGCAGGGUAUGUACCAGAGGUGUCGUCUGUAUUGCAUGACAUUGGAGAUGAAGAGAAAGUGCAUGCAAUCAAGGUGCAUAGCGAGCGUCUGGCAAUUGCUUAUGGGUUCAUAGUUACGGAAGUUGGCAACCCAAUCCGUAUUGUUAAGAACCUUCAGGUGUGUGGGGAUUGUCAUGAAUUCAGUAAGAUGGUGACAAAGGUUUUCAAUAGGGAGAUUAUUGUGAGAGAUGGUAGUAGAUUCCAUCAUAUGAAAGAAGGGAAGUGUUCUUGCCUUGACUAUUGGUAGUUAAUCAGCUUAUAGUUUUUGUUGUUGAAUUCAGUCAUUUCGUUGGAGUCAACAGUAAUGUUCUUUUUUUUUCCGGGAAAACACAGUAGUUUUUUCUUUCAGGAAAACGUAAAAGCCUUGUGUUUCGAUGCAUUGAUAGAAGAUAAGAGUUUGUACAAGUCAGAGAGGGCACAGCUAGAGUGACAACGUGAUGGCCCAAGCCACUAGACACCACCUGCACAGCCGCAAAACCUCUUGCGCCCGCCGUCACCCACUGCCUGGCUUCCGACUUGAUGAUUGCGUUGCAGUGCUUCCAGAAUCACCAUGCCACCAACAUGAUGGCCAAGGACGUGCCCUUCCGAGCGAUGUUCGGGAUCAAGUGGCAUGUCCAAUGCCACCAGUCCACGAAGUCGUCCUUCCGAGCUGACAGUAAUGUUCUAGUUUGCAGCAAAUCCCUAUUCAUGUGACAUCGGCAUUAGCAAUGCAGUCAUGGACAGUUGUUUUCAGCGGGCGGCUUCCGUCCUACUGAUAUAUAUCCCGCAUGAUGAUACCUUAAUGAUCUCUUAAGCAGCAAGUACCUUCAGCUAAAGGAUUGGACAUGGAAGUACGCUUUUGCUCGUGAUGUUAGGCAUGUUUUACACACGCGAAAUUGAUUGAGUGGGUGAUAGAUCUCCCGGACGAUCCAUGGAAGAAGUCUCGAGAAAACUAGAGCAACAAAGGGUGGGUAAAUCAAAUUAGCAGCAGGCUAAUGAUGAUGCACGCGCGCGCACACACAUGCACAAUCUUUAGGCAGACGGUGCUGCAGAAAGCAAUAAUACUCAAAGUACCGGAAGCCAAAGAUGCUAAUCUGGAAGUACAUUAGAGUCUUAAUAAAAUGCCUGAAGGAGGAUAUUUCUUCUCUGUCAGAACAACAUAGUUUGGGAAAGCAAUCAAGUGAUUCUUCUCACACAUGCCCUUGCUAUUUAAGAUGGUGAGGCAGUCACAGCGAUUGAAUUCUAGGGAAAAGCCAAGAUUAUCGACAAAAGUCAAGUGAUUGCAUUAUCAUAACCUGAAGGCCAGGAUAAUUGGCGGUCACAGUGCCAUAUGCUGUAGAAAGGUUAUUGGCUUACUACAUAGGAACUGUAUUUGUUGACCAGAUGUUUUUGUCGCAUAACAGUGUCACUGGAACAAGAUCCGGCAUCGACGUACAAUACUUUGCCGAUGUGGAACUCUGGAGAAUUGGCCGGGUCUUUCUGUUUGUCAGGAGUAAGUUUAUGCUGGUUUGCAAGACAUUCGACACAACCUGGUAGCCAGUGCAGGGUCUACAGUCUCCAUAACUGACAUGGAAAACAAUGUCUGCGGUAAUAAUCAGUUCUAGUCAUCCAUGUUUCUCACCCGGGCCAUAGAAUCAGAAACCCGUUAUUUUUCACCUGUAUGGUCGAUCUAUGGAAAUCACACAACCAGUUACUGUCACCAGGCAUGUCGGCGAAAGCCCAGACUUCUUGCAAGGACUUGCACUGUUUAACUACUUGGUCAUAAGUGAUGCACAUAAUUGAUCGUGCUGAAUAUGAUAAAUUUUUUUGACGGAU